Pan troglodytes (chimpanzee) is the source of this 5447-nucleotide messenger RNA. It is a transcript of the gene CFAP92, whose product is annotated as cilia and flagella associated protein 92 (putative). The record is from RefSeq and is a predicted model, not a curated record. Lineage: Eukaryota; Metazoa; Chordata; Mammalia; Primates; Hominidae. Bases 529 to 3711 code for a protein of 1060 amino acids. The transcript is spliced from 15 exons.
AACCGCCAAACGUAGCUGAGUGGCUGGGCCUGCGGCCCUCCCUGCACCCGCGGACGCUCCUCUCAGUCUUGGAGUCUCUUCGCCCAGGUGGCUGUGGAUCCGGUACGGGAGUUGCCGCCGCGGUCCAACUCCCCGCUGCCGCCCAGCGCAUCCGCUCGCAGGAGCGCCGGCGGCCAGCAGUGCGCUCUGCAGCAUGUCGCUACAUGCCUGGGAGUGGGAAGAGGACCCCGCAAGCAUAGAGCCCAUCUCCUCCAUCACUAGCUUUUACCAGUCCACGAGCGAGUGUGACGUGGAGGAACACCUGAAGGCCAAGGCCAGGGCCCAGGAGUCUGACUCUGACCGCCCGUGCAGCAGCAUCGAGUCCUCAUCUGAGCCUGCCAGCACUUUCAGCUCCGACGUGCCCCACGUGGUCCCCUGCAAAUUCACCAUCUCACUGGCCUUCCCUGUGAAUAUGGGUAGAAGGGAAAAUAUGCAAGUUUGAUUGAAAAAUAUAAGAAACACCCUAAAACAGACAGUUCUGUUACAAAGAUGCGUCGUUUUUACCACAUUGAGUAUUUCCUUCUGCCGGACGAUGAAGAACCUAAAAAAGUUGACAUAUUGCUAUUUCCAAUGGUGGCCAAAGUAUUCCUGGAGUCAGGAGUAAAGACUGUGAAGCCGUGGCACGAAGGUGACAAAGCCUGGGUGUCGUGGGAGCAGACUUUUAAUAUCAAUGUGACAAAGGAAUUAUUAAAGAAAAUAAAUUUCCACAAAAUCACCUUGAGGCUCUGGAACACUAAAGACAAGAUGUCAAGAAAAGUCAGAUAUUACCGAUUAAAGACUGCCGGCUUCACAGACGACGUGGGAGCUUUUCAUAAGUCAGAAGUGAGACAUUUGGUUUUAAAUCAGAGAAAAUUAUCUGAACAGGGCAUUGAGAAUACCAACAUUGUCAGAGAAGAGUCGAACCAGGAAUAUCCGCCAGGAAAACAAGAAAAAACAGAAAAACACCCAAAGUCUUUGCAAGGUUCUCACCAAGCAGAGCCCGAAACUUCUUCCAAGAACAGUGAGGAAUAUGAGAAGUCCCUCAAAAUGGACGAUUCUUCCACGAUUCAAUGGAAUGUUUCAAGAACACCAACCAUUUCUUUGGCAGGAGCAAGCACGAUGGAGAUCAAGGAAUUAAUUGAGAGUGAAUCACUUAGCAGCUUAACAAACAUAUUAGACAGACAAAGGUCUCAAAUUAAAGGGAAAGAUUCAGAGGGAAGAAGGAAAAUCCAGAGGAGACAUAAGAAGCCCCUGGCAGAAGAAGAGGCAGACCCCACGCUGACAGGCCCCAGGAAGCAGAGCGCUUUCUCCAUCCAGCUGGCCGUCAUGCCGCUCCUUGCCGGAUGGCAAACCAUCAUGAGUCGUGGCAGUGAGAAGUCUGCCAACAUUUUAGAUUGCCUUUUGACUUUAAAAACAGAAGUUCCGAUCAUGACCGAGGAGCAAAAGCAGGAUUUAAAUCCCCUGACCAUAAAGAUCAAGUGUGCUUCCUGCCUUCCAUCACAGCCUGUACCCAUUCAGGAACUAGAGAGGCUGUGCAUGCCUGUGUACUGCAAGUACCAGUUCCAUAAGACUCCAGUUCACAAGACCAAGGGGGAGCCCCAUGGAACCCACGUUUAUUUCCAGGACAUCAACGUCAUCUUCCUUGGGGCACUGCACCCCAGUGACCUAAGGGAAUACCUGGAGGGCCCCCCCAUGGUGGUGGAAGUUCACGACCGGGACCACAAGUCAGAGGAGUGUUCUCAAAAGUCCGUGCUGUUUGGGGAGGACCCUCUGGAUUCAUACCUCAACUUCCAGGCCCUCAUCUCUCCCCGAGAGACAGAGAACAACCCCUUUGAGUCCCAGAACAAGAUGUGGUACCCUUAUGGCAUCGCCCAGGUCAGUUUUGCUGACCUCCUCCUUGGCCACAAGUACUUGAAUCUGGCCGUCCCCAUCCACAGCUGUGAGGUUCAGCCCACACACUGCGGCCAGGACAGCAGGAGAAGGAAGGUUGUGGGGCUUGGGGUCCCCAGAGAUGGCCACCAGCACGGCCCAAUGCCCAGGGGCAACUACCUAGAGGCUGACUCCCAGCUCAAGUUGCGAGUGGACAUCGCGGUGCCACUAAGGGCCGGGGCCAGAGCUGCUGAUCCCGACCUCGGGGGUUCCCAGUUUGGCCGCAUCAUCUUCGUCUUUGACUUUAAGAAGGUCUCCCUGCUCCACAGCCUGCUGCAGGACAUCACCAUGAUCAACGCUAAGGCCCUCGGCCUGGACUCCUACCCUGUCAGGACCCUGCAGCAGAUCCUGUCAGCCUUCAAGGUGCGUGUGCGGGUCCAGGAGCAGCAGCACCUGGAUGUGCUCACUGGCUUCCACCUGCUGGACGGGAAGACACACCUUUUCAUCCUGGAAGGCCUGGCCGACCAAGGCUUGAGGCAGCUGUGGGAGAACCACCAAAGCUGGAUUCCCAGGUCAGAACACAGGAAAUACAAGGUGCUGUACAACUCACAGCUGCUGUUCCGCAGCCGGCUCUAUGGGGACCUGGAGGCCAUCCUGUACCACGUGCACCUCUUCCAGCCCACGGAGCUGCUGCUGCAGCAGGCGGUGUUCUUCCUGCGAGACACUGAGCGGAGGCGGGUCUUCCAGGCUCUAGCCAGGUGGGCAGUGGCAGCCCGCAUGUGGUCCUGCGCCCCAGCGGGAGGGGCACUUCUUAACACUCUGCACCCAAACAGGAUCCACGACAUCUGCUAUAACAGCACCACCCUCUGGGACGUGACGGUGAGGGACCUGCUGCCCUCCUCUGCUAUGAUAAAAGACUUGAGCCAAGAGUUUGGGAUGCCCCUUUCGCAAGAAGAACUCACAGAUGAGAAACUGUUUGCCCUACCACCUCAGCCUGCCCCCAAUCUUGAGGACUACCACAGUCGGAACUCCACCCUCACCUUAGAGAUCCACGCCCACCAGGAGAAGUACCUGCAGUGGCGGAGUGCCAUGCUGCUGAAGAACAAAGACAAAAAGCACAGUUUCAUCCAGAAAAAUAUCACAGAAGCCUACCAGGUCAGCAAGAAGCCUCCGAAGUCCGUGGCGAAGGUGAUUAAAAUUUCAGCCCCUGCCAACAAGGCCGUCUACAACUAUAGUACCCAGACCAUGAAUUCUACAGAGCUUGCCAAGAAGGAGCUGUAUCAAGAGAUGGCCAAGGAGCCAAGAAAGAGAUUCACGUACUCACAGGAUUACCUCUCAGCCAUGGUGGAGCCCCUGGACUUGAAGGAAGAGGAGAAGAAAGCCCAGAAGAAAUCCCGCCAGGCCUGGCUCACAGCCAGGGGAUUCCAAGUGACAGGUCUUCAGAGCGACACCGAAAGCAGCUUUCAGGAUCUCAAGCUGCCACCCAUCAAAGAGCUGAAUGAGGAGUGGAAGGAAAACUCCCUGUUUGCUAAUGUACUGGAGCCUGUGUUGGAUCGAGACAGGUGGAGCUGGGACAGGCACCACGUGGACUUUGAUCUGUACAAGAAACCACCACCUUUCCUCGAGCUGCCCCCUUCGCCCGCACCAAAGCCUGUAACAGGUAACAGGCAAGGGUUUGCCAAGCUGGGCCUCCUGAUGCCGUGGGCAGGCAGGAGCUCUGUGCCACUCUACAUCUUCAGUGGUAUCCAUUUUGUUUACACUAUCAACCAAACUUUCUAUGCUAAGAAAAGCAAGAUGCAGAAUGGGUCUGAAAGAAGAGAUUGAAUGCUGGGCUGGAACUCAGACCAGGAUUCUAGCCCCAAAUGUGACAUUUGUGUGACUUGAGGCAAAUCCCUUCAUGCCCUGGGUCUGGUUUCUUGGCUAUAAAGUGGGGAAGUUGGAAGACAGGUCUAAAGGCUUCCUGAGCUUCAACACUAUUACCCAUGACUGAUCUCUAGGUGUCCAGCCAAGAGCUGGGGGCAGAGGCUCUGGGCUUCACUGGGACCUUCCAGUGGCAAAGAUACUGACAGUUCUUUCUGUGGGGGAAAGGCAGAGACAGGAAACGUAGGUCUUGCUGUACCAGUCCCUCCAAGUCCUCUUCCUCUUUAUCCCUGUUUAUGAAAAUUGAUCUCAGGAUCAUCUAGAGGUUAACAUAGAACCCAAACUUGGUUAACAGAGCCAGAACCUUUGUUCAGGGAGAAAGAGACAUGAGCCUAUCUAAAAACAAGGUCUGCCAGAGAAACCUCUCCCAGAAAACUAGGUCAGGUGAACGUGAUGGCUUCCUCUCCUCCUCGACUCCUAAGGACAACUGAUCACAGCUCCAUGGAAGUGCUAACAAGUUUGCUGAAAUGUCACUUUCUCCAUUUGCCUAGACUUGGCUCCCUCCCUCCCCAGUAGGCCCUAGAUCUCCCAGGUUGCCUGAAGAGACCUGCUCUCUGUGGGCAUGUCCCAGGCCCACAGUUACUGCUGUGGCUCUCAAGAAGGCUCCAGCUAGGAGAGCUGUCUAGCCUAAGAACACAAGGCUUUUCCUUGGUAAGAAGGCUUCCUAGUGAGCUCCACUGCCAGCCUUCCCAGCAAAAGUCUCCUGGGGGUUUCACUGGUGAAAUCACUUAAGAAACACUUGCUGGGGUCUCCUCUUCCCACAACAUGUUUAAGAAAAGUUAGCAACUACAGAUGAGAGGGAGAGGCUUGAACUGGUCGCUAGGCCUUUUCAACCCAGAUGGAUGAAUGGAGAACUUGCCAUUCUCCAUUGGCAUGUAAGACUGAGGCCUUACACGCCACCAGCCUAGAGUGAAGCCCCCUUCCAGAAGGCUGCACAGAAGGGGGAUGGGUCUGACAGCCCCUCCCCAAACUUCUCCUGUGCAAAGAAACUCCAAGCAGCCUUCUGUUCAGAGGUAUGCAUGCUUCAUUUUGUGCAAAAUGCUGCCCUGCUAUCACUAACAGAACUUCAGGUUUCACUGAGAGGUUAUUUACACGGUCACAAUAUUUACAAACUUUCCCCAUUUUAAAAACUAGUUACCAAACCCCUGGCAGAAUGCUCAGGCCAGCCCCACUCAGCCAGCUCAGCUCUCCAAGUUCCCAGUCUCCUCCUUGCCUAUUUCCAGCAUCACAGUAAAUUGGGAAUAUACUUGGAGGAAAAAGAGUCGGCUGCCUUCUGUGUGCUCAAGGGAGUGUCCACAAUAGGCAUUUUAGAGCUCCAGACCACCCAAGGACCACAUCAAAGCUUAAAGUUCACCACAGUGAGCACGCUGGGACCUGGUGUAAUCUUUCAAGUGCCAGCAGAAGGGAGGCUGGAGAAAUGCAAAGGCCUGCUGGCCUGGAGAUACCAUUCAUCCUCUCCUCAAGAGUAGAAGCCAGUUCUUGUAAAGAAACUAAAGUCCCUAGGUAGGAACAUCAGCUGAGACAGCCUCCCCAUCAUCUCCUGAGAAGGAUAAAAACUAAGGGCUCAUAACCCCAAGGGAUUGUGGCCUGCACUGUGUGUCUGCUCCUUAGCGUUCUGGGCCCUCCUUGCAGGGUGAGGA